Molecule: messenger RNA, 2088 nt
Organism: Helianthus annuus (common sunflower)
Lineage: Eukaryota; Viridiplantae; Streptophyta; Magnoliopsida; Asterales; Asteraceae
Product: MDIS1-interacting receptor like kinase 2
Exons: 2
Coding region: 37-1968 (643 amino acids)
Biological process (GO): protein phosphorylation; hormone-mediated signaling pathway
Cellular component (GO): plasma membrane
Molecular function (GO): protein binding; protein kinase activity; ATP binding
Source: RefSeq, a predicted model, not a curated record
AAACCACACUUCAUAGAUAUAUAAACAAUAUAUAUCAUGUGGCAUACUAAUACUAUUACUCAUCUUCUUCUUAUAAUUCCCUUAUUCGUGUUAUCACAAACCACGACUGCUAAUGAUGCCAACAACAAGUCAUUAGAGGCAAAAGCUUUGGUUGCUUGGUGGCCAUAUGCAAACGCUUCACAUCACUGUAUCUGGGAAGGAAUAACUUGCAAUAAAGCAGGAAGUGUCACUGGUAUAUACUUAGUUGGUCAUUACCUUGGGGAUGGAACUGGUCUUGGAAGCCUCAACCUCUCUUCAUUUCCAAACCUUGUUAGCCUUCGUUUGGACAAGUGUAGUCUUGAAGGAAGCAUCCCAGAGCAGAUUGGUUUGCUCUCAAAUCUCACCCAACUUUCUCUUUAUCACAAUCGACUCACAGGUAACUUACCUGAAUCUUUCAAAAAUUUCACCCAUUUAGAACACCUUGAUCUUUCUGUCAACAAUUUCAGUGGCAAGUUACCUGACUCUUUCACCAAUCUCACCCGUUUGAAAUCCUUCACUCUUUCUAGAAACAGUUUCAGUGGUGAGUUCCCUGCUUUGCUCACCAAUCUCAUCCAUUUGGAAUACCUUGAUCUUUCUACAAAUAAUUUCAGUGGUAACCUGCCUGACUCUUUCACCAAUCUCACCCAACUAGAAUACCUUGAUCUUUCUGAUAACAAUUUCAGUGGUAACCUGCCUGACUCUUUCACCAAUCUCAUCCGUUUGAAAUCCCUCUCUCUUUCUAUGAAUCAUAUGACUGGAGCUAUCACAAGUCUUCGUGUUUGCAUUAGCUUAGAGUACUUGGACCUCAGUAGUAAUUCUUUUGUUGGAGAACAACUUAAUAAAUUGGAGUUCCCGAAUUUGAAGUUCUUAAAUCAGUCAUGCAAUGCUUUUAGUGGACAUUCAACCUACACAUAUAGAAAAAAGCUCAAUGUCUAUUUCGAUUAUUUUCUUAAAAUUAUCUUUGCAUUUUUCUGCUUUGUGCUUGGUUAUGUUCUUGCUUAUGUGUUUUACCAUAUCCGAAAGGCUAGCACAAAGAAAAUCCAUCAUCUAGAAACGAAAAAACAUGGAAAUGUGUGCUCAAUAUUGAAUUAUGAUGGAACAAUUGCAUAUGAAGACUUCAUCGCUGCUACAGAGGAUUUCGACCUCAAAUACUGCAUUGGAACUGGUGGCUUCGGCAGUGUUUAUGAAGCCAAACUGCCUAGCGGUCAAACAUUUGCUUUGAAAAAACUCCACGGUUUUGAAGCCAAGCAACCAGCAUUCGACCAGAGUUUCAAGAAUGAAGUCCAAGUGUUAACAAACCUAAGGCAUAAAAACAUUGUCAAACUCUAUGGUUUUUGUUUGCAUAACAAAUGCAAUUUCCUUGUAUAUCAAUACAUGGAAAAGGGGAGCCUGUUUUGCACCUUGAGUGACAGUGAAUUAGCUGUUCAGGUGGAUUGGAUCAAGAGGGUGAACAUCAUCAAAGAUGUGGCUCAUGCUUUGGCAUACAUGCAUCAUGAUUGCAGCCCUCCUAUUGUUCAUAGAGACAUAUCAAGCAACAACAUUCUCUUGAACUCAGAACUGGAAGGAUUUGUUGCUGACUUUGGAGCAGCCAGAUUGCUCGACCCAGAUUCCUCCAACCAAACGGCAAUUGUAGGAACUUUGGGAUACAUUGCUCCAAAGCUUGCGUAUAACAUGAUUGUGACUGAAAAAUGUGACGUGUAUAGCUUUGGGGUGGUGGCACUUGAGACAAUUGGAGGGAAGCAUCCUGGAGACCUCCUCUCAUCCCUGAACUAUUUGACUAGUCGUGGUACAACUUUGGAAAAUAUAUUAGACAAGCGACUCCCUUAUCCAACCGAUAGAUGGAUUGAAAAGGAAAUUGUGCGUGUUUGUAAUGUCGCAGUAGGGUGCUUUCUCAUAGAUCCAAAGUGUCGGCCAACAAUGAGAGAGGUGUCUCAGGAAUUAUCAUGUUGAAGACAUCAAUUGGGCUAUCCCCAAGCUUUUUUUCAUACAGAGAAGUACUCUUACUUAUACUUGUGUCACCAUGAAAUAAAGUUGUAAACUUGAAACAUUCAGAACUAUUUGCAAUGUGGA